AUGCAAAGUGAUGAAUUUGGAAACAGACCUCAUCUGAGCCCAAGCCUUACUUUUCCAAUACAAAGACCUCAUGAACUUGAAUCAUUUGGAAAUAAUAUGGUAGAUAAUUUAGACUUAUUAAGUACCAGCUCUGCAGAAACAAAACAUAAUAGAUGUGAGAUUUUAGUCUUUCCUCCUAAGGAUGAAAAAACAAAUUUUGUGCUGAAACCAUAUUUAUAUAAAGAAUGCGAGAAAGGCUUUAAGUGUAAGAAAGGUCUUAGCCUUCAUCAGAGAAUUAAAAAUGGAGAGAAGCCCUUUGAAUGUACUGCAUGUCAGAAAACCUUCAGCAAGAAGUCUCACCUCACUGUACAUUGGAGAACUCAUACGGGAGAAAAACCCUUUGGGUGUACUGAAUGUGGAAAAGCCUUUAUCCAAAAAUCUCGACUCAUUAUACACCUCAGAACUCACACAGGAGAGAGACCUUUUGAAUGUCCUGAAUGUGGCAAAGCCUUUCGAGAGAAGUCAACUGUCAUUAUUCAUUACAGGACUCAUACUGGAGAAAAGCCUUUUGAAUGUAGUGAAUGUGGAAAAGCCUUCACUCAAAAAUCAAACCUCAUUGCCCAUCAGAAGACGCACACAGGGGAGAAAAUGUAUGAGUGCACUAAAUGUGGGGAAUCUUUCAUGCAGAAACUUGAUCUAAUUAUACACCAUAGUACUCACAUGGGUAAGAAGCCCCAUGAAUGUAGUGACUGCAAGAAAACUUUCAGUGACAAGUCAACCCUCAUUAUACAUCAGAGAACUCACACUGGAGAGAAGCCUCACAAAUGUAUUGAGUGUGGGAAAUCGUUCAAUGAGAAAUCAACUCUCGUUGUGCACCAGAAGACUCAUACUGGAGAGAAACUCUAUGAAUGUGAUGUGUGUGGAAAAACCUUUACUCAGAAUCAAAGAACUCAUUCAGGGGAAAAACCUUUUGAAUGUAAUGAAUGUGAGAAAGCCUUCGCUCAGAAAUCCUAUCUUAUGCUGCAUCAAAGAGGACACACAGGUGAGAAGCCGUAUGAGUGUAGUGAAUAUGAAAAGGCCUUUACCCAGAAGUUCUAUCUCAUCAUACAUCAGAGAACACAUACUGAUGAAAAACCCUAUAAAUGUAAUGAGUGUGACAAAGCCUUUCGGGAAAAGUCAAAGCUCAUUAUCCAUCAGAGAAUUUACACUAGAGAGAAACCCUAUGAAUGUCCUAUGUGCUGGAAAGCUUUCUGUCAGAAGUCACAGCUCAUAAUUCAUUGGAGAACACACACAAGAGAGAAGCCCUAUGCAUGCCCAGAGUAUAGCAAAGCCUUCAGGGAAAAAUCUACAUUCACUGUACAUCGAAGAACUCACACUGGAGAGAAGCCAUACAAAUGUACAAUAUGUGGGAAAGCUUUUACCCAAAAAUCCAACCUAAUAGUACAUCAGAAGACCCAUACAAGAACGAAGGCCCACUUGAGGGUUCACAACCGCAAGGCAUUAGGGAGGAAAAGAAAUGUGUUAGUUAUGUCAGUUUAA
Messenger RNA from Dipodomys spectabilis (banner-tailed kangaroo rat), 1518 nucleotides. Its product is annotated as zinc finger protein 182-like. Gene Ontology annotation, molecular function: DNA-binding transcription repressor activity, RNA polymerase II-specific. Gene Ontology annotation, biological process: negative regulation of transcription by RNA polymerase II. NCBI's taxonomy places the organism in Eukaryota, Metazoa, Chordata, Mammalia, Rodentia, Heteromyidae. The record is from RefSeq and is a predicted model, not a curated record.